AGUAGUUAUAUGUAUAAGUAUUGCCGCAUAAUUCAAGCGGUUUCAAGUUUCAAGUUCAAAUACGUUCCACAGAUAGAUUAACAGUUAAAUUUUCCAUAAUUAAUAAUUAUAAAAUACUGUUAUUUUCCUCGUUGCCUACGGAAAUAUUCCAAAUUUGACCUUUUGCCGCUUCAGCGACAUACUGACAUUCCCCUUUCGUGAACUUGAACUUGGCACGUUAACCUUAUUCGCGCUGAGAGCUGAAAUAUGCUCUAAGAAACUCUCAUACAAAAUUAAACAUAUCGUCUUGCUGCCAGAACGUCCGACGAUAACGAUCAUUAUUAGAUCAGCUUGAUAACGUUGAUCGGCAUUGGCGCACAGCACACGAACGCAUAUUUCUAGUUGUGUGUGUGUAGUUUUAUUGUAACAUUGAGCAAGCAGUGAAAUUUCCUCGCUCUACGCACCGCACAGCUGUGUGAAAUGGACACCGGGUUUGGGUUUCGGAUUCGGCGUGGUUUUCGUGAUUUUCAUUGCUUGCUACUGCUACUGCGACGACGUCAGCGACAACGAUUUUAGUUAUGGUUUAGCUUUGGCUUUGGCUUGGAUUUUGGCUUCGCCUUCGCCUUUAACAUGCGGCACAGCUGCUCGAUCGGUUUCAGAUGACCACGAACGGUGAACGCGUCAAGAACUUAUGCUCACCUAUAAUCAUUAAGUGAGCGCCGAUAGUAAAGGCAGCACAGAAGCACAAUAGUUACCGAACGGUCAGACGCGAGUAGAGUAUAAAACACAUUAUAUAGCCGGCGUGGAGGCAGCUAUAGUAUUAAAAAGAAAUUAAGUCAAAUGAAAAGUGAAAACAAAUGAAAAUAAAUAAUCUAACAUUAUAUUAAGAAAACAAAAAUAGAAAAAAAAUUUCAAAUAUAUGUGUGAUUUUUUUAAAUAAAAUUUUGUACAUGUUUUUACGUGUAAUUAAUUAUAAUUUAAGUUCGUUAUUGUGUUUGGUGUUAAUUGACGUUCUUGUGAUUUUUUUUUUUUUAUAAAUUGUUUUAAACUCUAAGAAAUCCAAACGAGCCCUCGCCUACUGCAUAAGAAACCGAAAUAUUUAAUUUCCACUAACCAACGCAAUUUUAUGCUCGAUCCCAAAAUUGACGAUUACGCGUUAUAAUUUUUUUCAAAAUAUUUUUUUUUUUUAUAUAAUCAUACGAGAAUAGCAACCGGCAAAAGCCUAUACACACCAUAAGAAGCAGCAAGGAAAUAAGUAAAAAGCCGUAAAUUAAAAAAAAUAAUAAAAAUCAGUAAAAAAAAAUUAAGUUUUUGCCGAAACAGCAUUUGUAGUAUGCCAAAAGCCCAUAGAGCCAUACAACGCACAUAGGCAACAUCAUUAACAGCAACAGAGCGCACCAACAGCAGAAUAUCGACGUACGGUUAGUGGUAAUAUAGCCAGGCUUGCGCCAGGCCAGCAAGCAGCGAGCACAGUGCUGAGUUAGGGCUUGUAAAAAAUUGCAAUUGCCACUAGAAUUCGAUACAAGCGUGCGCAUCGUCACAAUGCUGAAUUUGUUGCCAUCGGUGGUGUUAAAUGCUUUGCGCGCCUUCUGGUUGCGUCUGCUGGUAAUAUGCGGUAGAACGCAUAAAUAUCGCCUGCGCGAUGGUGAAUACUUAACGCCAUCAACAGCAGAGACCAUUUCGAUCACAGCGACGACGAAGCCGAGCAGCAUAACAGCAACACAACAAUUGUCAUCACCCAACAUGGGGGCCUGGCCGUGGAAGGCGAAAGCUGAGAAGUCGGCAGAGGAUAUGCGGAAGUUGCCAAGGCCGAAAGGAUUGCCAUUAAUUGGCACGUUUUGGGAUCUAGUAGCCGCUGGCGGUGGACAACAGUUACACAAAUACAUUCAACGACGCCAUGAAGAGCUCGGUCCAAUAUUUUACGAACGUCUGGGCGGAGUACAGGAUGCCAUAUUUGUUUCAUCAGCAAGUCAAAUGCGUGCGGUAUUUCAAUAUGAGGGCCAAUACCCACGUCAUCCGCUGCCAGAGUCGUGGAUUUUAUACAACAAACAGCGCUAUUGUCAGCGCGGCUUGUUCUUCAUGGAGGGCGCCGAAUGGCUACAUAACCGACGCAUAUUAAAUCGUUUUCUGCUCGGUGGCACCAUGAAGUGGAUGGAUGUGCACAUCGAAGCGUGUACGCAGCGUUUGGUGAAUCUAUGGAAGGCGCAGGCGGCCAAAGCGCAAGGCAACUACACCGAACUGUUGGAGCUCGAACAGCAGCUCUACUAUUGGGCAAUCGAUGUGGUUUGCACCAUCAUGUUUGGCGUCUCAGCGGCAGAGAAUGCGCAUAUGGCCAAGACGAUGGACGAAUUCUCACGCAUUGUGCAUAGAAUAUUCGACACUAGUUCGGCGCUUAUGACUUUUCCACCAAAAUUGGCCAAACGUUUCAAUAUGCGUAUUUGGCGUGAUUUUGAGGCGAGCGUCGCAGCGGUGCUGAAGAAGGGUAACGAUUUGAUCGAUCUAUUUGUUGAAUUGCCAGAAGCCGUUACAAAUGGUUUGUGUGUGAAAAAUGGCGUCGACUGUCACGAUUGCAGUGGAGAUUCACUCUUCCAGAAACUCAUUUUGGCCGACAUGCCGCUGGAUACGAUUAAGCGCAUAUUUGUGGAUUUGGUUAUUGCCGCCGGCGAUACGACAGCCUACACAACAGAAUGGGCAUUUUAUAUACUCACCCAGAAUACGGAAAUGCAAGAGCGUUUGGCGAAGGAAAUGGCUGCGCAUGAUGGGCGCGGCAAUAUGCUGGUACAUGGCCUCAUUAAAGAGACUAUGCGUUUAUAUCCGAUUGCACCAUUUAUAGGACGCUACUUAGACACUGAGGCGAAUAUUGGCGGUUAUCAAAUCGAAAGAAAUAGCUUGGUGCUGCUCUCCUUGUAUACAGCGGGUCGUGAGCCCAAACAUUUCCCCGAUCCAGAGACGGCAAAACCAGAGCGUUGGCAACGCAAUGAGGAAACCGGCGAAUUACGUGAAGUCUUGCAAUCGCAUGGCUCCCUACCAUUUGCCAUCGGCAAUCGUUCGUGCAUUGGCCGACGCAUGGCGAUGAAACAAAUGCAUUGCCUACUGGCGUCGGUCAUAAGCAACUUUAAAUUGCAAUGUAACAAUACAACACCAAUUGACUGCAAGCUGCGUUUGGUAACGGUACCCGAUCAGCCAUUACGACUGGCAAUAAAACUUCGUGACAUCGCAUAGUAUUAGUUAAUACAUAUACAUAUAUACACUACACGUGUAUAUAUUCAGUAUAUCAAUAUAUAUAGAUAUAUAUAUAUAUAUAAUAUAUAGUAUAUAAUAUUCUUUGCACUCAGUUUAGAUUUUAAACACACAUACAUAUAUAAAAUAUUACGAAAUUUUAAAUAUAAAAGGAGCAUAAGAGAAUGUUAAGGACAAUAAUUAUGUAGCUAAAUAUAUAUAUAUAUAUAUAUAUAAAUGUAUGUAUAUAUAUACAGUUACACAAAUAAUGCUAGUAUAGUGAUGUAUAUAGAAAAUAGUAAUAUAAAAAUAAAUAGUCCGAAAAUGGGCGCAUGCCAUAAUGAGUAACCGAUCAGCAUGGCAAAUGUGAUGAGCCCGAGCACUUGGUAUGAGGCCAAUGGGCGCAGGCAUAUACGGGCGGGUAGACGUUCCUCACACAAUUCACUGACACCUUAAAAUGUUACAAUUUUAAUAAGUGAAUAAUUUUAGUUGUAUUAGCAAUUUGUUUAAUGUAUUAACAAAAAAAAGAACAAUAUAUAUAUAUAUAUACUAUA
Molecule: messenger RNA, 3752 nt
Organism: Bactrocera oleae (olive fruit fly)
Lineage: Eukaryota; Metazoa; Arthropoda; Insecta; Diptera; Tephritidae
Source: RefSeq, a predicted model, not a curated record